GUACUUAGGUCCUAGGCCAUUGAGUGAUUUAUAAAUGAGUAAAAGUACUUUAAAAUCAAUCAUAAAUGUAACUGGAAACCAGUGUAAGGACCUGAGGACUGGUGUGAUAUGCUCAGAUUUUCUCGUUCUAGUCAGAAUCCUGGCAGCAAUGUUCUGGAUGAGCUGCAGCUGUCUAAUGGUCUUCUUGGAAGCCCGGUGAGGAGACGAUUACAAUAGUCCACCCUGCUGGUGAUAAAGGCAUGAACAAGUUUCUCCAGGUCUUGACUGGAAACAAAACAUCUAAUUCUUGCAGUGUUUUUGAGAUGAUAAUAUGCUGAUUUAGUUACUGCUUUGACAUGACUACUAAAACUAAGGUCUGUCUCGAGAAUCACCCCAAGAUUUUUGACUUGAUUUUUAGUUGUUUGACCCCAAGAGUCAAGGUAUGCAUUCACCUUGAGAACUUAAUCUUUGUUUCCAAAUGCAAUGACUUCAGUUUUCUCCUUGUUUAAGUGUGAAAAUAACCGAAUGAUAUACAGUCAAACCAAAUGAUAUACAGUCAAACCAAAUAUCAUUCAGACACCAAAUAUCAUUUUUGAUAUUUUUUUACUAGUGGGUGCAGGACACUGUAGUUCAUUUAAAUGAGUGAGGAUAGGAAAAUAAAGUAAACUGUGACAUAUUAUAACCAGAAAUUCUUCAUACAGUGGACUACCAGUAAAAUUGAUACAAAUUUGGGACCAAAAAUUAUUCAGACCGAAUCUGGGAAAAAAAUUGAAGUUCAGGUUUGCAUGAACCUGGUUGACAGCAUGCCCAGGAGACUACAGGCUGUCAUUAAGGCUAAGGGUGGCCCGACAAAGUAUUGAUAGUUGUGUAAAUAUUGUCAUAAUAACAGCUGUCUGAAUAAUUUUUGGUUGAUUGUAAUCCAUUAUAUACCUUUCGAUCAAAGUUAUCUGACAUUAUCAAGCUGAAUUUGUUCUGACACAGUUUAACUCCGAGUUCUUGUCAUAUUUUAUUACCAUUUUCUAAACUAUAGCGAAUAAACUGUGAUAAUGUGAGAAAUGUUGAAGGUGUCUGAAUAAAUGUUGGUUUGACUGUACCAAGUUAACCAACUAACAUUAUACAUACUCUUUUGGUUUCUGUACUCAAUAUUUAAAAAAUGUGCAAAUGCAAUGAAAAUAUCGGUAUCGUUACUCCGUAGCAGCAAGUACCAAAAAUAAAAGUAUCGGUAUUGGGCGAGUACUGGAAAAAGUGGUAUCGGUGCAUCCCUAGUAAAAACCCAACCUUUUUUUUAAAGCAGUGUUUGAGAUAUGUGAUAUUACAUUUUUGAGGACUAAAAAAACCCAUUUAUAAUAAGCAUAAAAACACAGUGGUCAGUUCUUAUAUGGGAAGUCCCAUACAAUAUGCUCACCUCAUAUGAAAACAUUUUGCCAAGAAUUUUGGAGAAAUGUGUCAUUAUUGCCCUUUAGAGGCCUAUAAAGAGCUAAUUACUAAGAAGCAGGAAAAAUAAAAAAAAAAUAAAAAAAUUGUCAGUUCUUACAGAGGACGUCCCAUAGGCUAGUAUAUGCACGCCAAAUGAAAACAAUUUGUUGCACCAUUUUAGAGAUAUAUGACAUUAUUACACUUUAGAGAGCUACAAAGACCUCGUUUCUGUUAAUUAGAAGGCAUGACUGACCACUGACCAGUUCUUAUAGGAGAUAUUUCAUAGAAAGUCAUUUUACUAAGGCAUUUUAGAGAAAUUAUUAGUUUUUUUUAUUCUACAAUUUUAACUUUCAAUAAAAUCUAAAACUUAAAAGGUUAAGUUCGUUACAACAAUGGUUUUUAGAUUUCAGCCUACAUGCAGCUAUUCGCUCGGUGCAAGACUCUACUUCCGUUUUACUUCCGCUCCCUCUAGUGUGUGGGUCAAUACUUCUGGCAAGAUGGCAAUGUUUUACAUCAGAUGUCUCCAAGACCUGCCCAAGCUAACCAUAUCAGACGUCCACAGACUCAUCCCAAAUGAAUGCUUUGCCCGCCGGAGUAAACGGGAAAAGGGGUACAAGAUGUACCUUUCAAAUUUUAUUGACAACUAUGAAGGAGCAAGCGCUACAAAGCAGUGCGGGGGGACUUGCCAGACCCAGAUGUCCUGAAGGUCGACGAGGCAUACCAGGACUUCACGGCAGACCUUGCUCUGCUAAUUACCACACUCUCCAUAAGUAGUGAUGUCCCCCUCGUCGAUUCAGCCUUUGGGACCAUUCAAGAAGGCAGCCCUAUUUCAUACCAGCACCCAGUGCCAGUGAGUAGGGUAAUCAUACACCACCCAGACGCACCCCCUCCACCACCCCUGCCGUUAGAUGGUCACAGGCUGGACCCAACCACAUGUUCCUUUGUGUGCACUCACCAACAACACCUAAAUGUAAUGUCGCUUAACAUCACUUUCGACAUGGCAAGAUCCAUCGAGAUGUCCACGAGGGAACAGAGUGGCAGCGCAGAGUGGCACAGCCUGAGGAAGAUGAGGCUCACCUCCUCCAGGUUCCGGGAGGUGUGCCAUGUCCGAGGUCACGGCUCUGCAGAGAACCUUGCAGAACGCAUCCGCAAAGGUGGGGUUCAGACAGCCUUGAUGAAGAGGGGGCUGGCUCUGGAGCCAGUAGCUAUUCAGGAAUAUGCCCACAUUAAAAAUGUCAACUACUGGCCAUCAGGAUUUGUCAUCCAUCCAGAUGCUCCCUGGCUUGGAUCCUCUCCAGAUGGUGUCGUUUUUGAUCCGACGGAGGCACCCCCAUUCGGGCUGGUGGAGGUGAAGUGCCCCAACGUGAAGAGCUAUGUGGACUGUGGGUACCUGCAUAUGCAGAAUGGCGCCUUGCGCCUGAAGCCAGGCCACAGCUACUAUUGGCAGGUGCAAGGCCAGCUGCUUAUCACUGGAAUGCAGUGGUGCGAUUUUGUGGUUUUUGCAGAGGAGGACCUUCUUGUGCAAAGAAUUUACAAGGAUGCGGAGGUCGCUAGGGUUAUAAGGGAGAAGGGUGAUUAUUUCUUUUUCUAUCAUUACUUGAUCUGAUCUUUUAAAAAUCAAUGGUUCGUUCAAUCAGUUCUAUUUCAAUCAGUUGAUAAAUGUUCUUGUUCUGGUUUCUUUUACAAAUCUAUACAA
Messenger RNA from Onychostoma macrolepis, 3091 nucleotides. RefSeq lists its product as uncharacterized. The transcript is spliced from 2 exons. Bases 2369 to 3001 code for a protein of 210 amino acids. The record is from RefSeq and is a predicted model, not a curated record. Lineage: Eukaryota; Metazoa; Chordata; Actinopteri; Cypriniformes; Cyprinidae.